Messenger RNA from Chrysochloris asiatica (Cape golden mole), 1283 nucleotides. It is a transcript of the gene PSMD4, whose product is annotated as proteasome (prosome, macropain) 26S subunit, non-ATPase, 4. Gene Ontology annotation, cellular component: nucleus; cytosol; proteasome regulatory particle, base subcomplex. Bases 57 to 1190 code for a protein of 377 amino acids. The record is from RefSeq and is a predicted model, not a curated record. Gene Ontology annotation, molecular function: polyubiquitin modification-dependent protein binding. The transcript has 10 exons. Lineage: Eukaryota; Metazoa; Chordata; Mammalia; Afrosoricida; Chrysochloridae. Gene Ontology annotation, biological process: proteasome-mediated ubiquitin-dependent protein catabolic process.
AGGGGUUGUUGUUGAACAAUCCAGGAGACCCGGUCUGGGAGGGAGAAGGUGGCAAGAUGGUGUUGGAAAGCACUAUGGUUUGUGUGGAUAACAGUGAGUACAUGCGGAAUGGGGACUUUCUGCCUACCCGCCUUCAGGCUCAGCAGGAUGCUGUCAACAUAGUAUGUCACUCCAAGACCCGAAGCAACCCCGAGAACAACGUGGGCCUCAUCACAUUGGCCAAUGACUGUGAAGUGCUGACCACACUUACCCCUGACACCGGUCGCAUCCUGUCCAAGCUCCACACUGUUCAACCCAAGGGCAAGAUCACCUUCUGCACUGGCAUCCGCGUGGCCCACCUGGCUCUGAAGCACCGACAGGGCAAGAAUCACAAGAUGCGCAUCAUUGCUUUUGUGGGAAGCCCGGUGGAAGACAACGAGAAGGAUCUGGUGAAACUGGCCAAACGCCUCAAGAAGGAGAAAGUAAAUGUUGACAUUAUCAAUUUUGGGGAAGAGGAGGUGAACACAGAAAAGCUGACUGCCUUUGUCAACACACUGAAUGGCAAAGAUGGAACCGGUUCUCACCUGGUGACAGUACCUCCUGGGCCCAGCUUGGCUGAUGCCCUCAUCAGUUCUCCCAUUUUGGCUGGUGAAGGUGGCGCCAUGCUGGGUCUUGGUGCCAGUGACUUUGAAUUUGGAGUAGAUCCUAGUGCUGAUCCUGAGCUGGCCCUGGCCCUUCGUGUUUCUAUGGAAGAACAGCGACAGCGGCAGGAAGAGGAGGCCCGGCGGGCAGCGGCAGCCUCUGCAGCAGAAGCCGGAAUUGCUACAGCUGGGGCUGAAGACUCAGAUGAUGCUCUGCUGAAAAUGACCAUCAGCCAGCAGGAAUUUGGUCGCGCCGGACUCCCUGACCUAAGCAGUAUGACUGAGGAAGAACAGAUUGCGUAUGCCAUGCAAAUGUCCUUGCAGGGAGCAGAGUUUGGCCAGGCAGAAUCCGCUGACAUUGAUGCCAGUUCAGCAAUGGACACAUCUGAACCAGCCAAGGAGGAGGAUGAUUAUGAUGUGAUGCAGGACCCUGAGUUUCUUCAGAGCGUUUUGGAGAACCUUCCAGGUGUAGACCCCAACAAUGAGGCCAUUCGAAAUGCUAUGGGCUCCCUAGCCUCCCAGGCCACCAAGGAUGGCAAGAAGGACAAGAAGGAGGAGGACAAGAAGUGAGACUGCUCAGUAGACUGUAUGGGGUGGGAUAGGAUGUAGGGCUAGAUAUGUUAUCUGUAACUAUUGCAACCAAAAUAAAACUUUACAACUUUU